Molecule: messenger RNA, 2124 nt
Organism: Rhododendron vialii
Lineage: Eukaryota; Viridiplantae; Streptophyta; Magnoliopsida; Ericales; Ericaceae
Product: AT-hook motif nuclear-localized protein 10-like
Exons: 5
Coding region: 753-1808 (351 amino acids)
Molecular function (GO): minor groove of adenine-thymine-rich DNA binding
Source: RefSeq, a predicted model, not a curated record
UUUCCUUUUCAAUUUAUAUACUCCUAUAUAUCAGUAAAAUCAAAUCCCAAAAACUUCCAUUAUUUUCUGCUCAUUUUUUCCUACGCGACCAUUGAAAUUUUCGAAACUCAAUUAAAUUGUUUUCCCUAGGCUUUUUAGCCGGAUCUCGGCUUACUUUUCGAUUAAAAAGUUAAAAAUCCUUGUUUUUUUUUUUUUCGAUUUUCGUAUUUGAUUUUUUCUACCGUAAAUCAAUUAGGGUUCGUGCCCUCCUGUUCUUUCCUCUUCCCCUCGAUCUGGUAAUCUGGUUUCAGUUUUUCUUUUCCAAAAUUUCGCUUUCCGUUUAGGGUUCACUGGUUUUUUUUCUCGUUUUUUAGGGUUGGUAAAAGUCUGGGUUUUUUUUUUUCUUUUAGGGUUUUCACAAAUUUUCGAAGCUCACAUUGAAAAUAUCGAAAAAAUUUACCAAAUUUUCGAAACUGAAAAUCUGAGCAAAUUGAUCCUAGUUUUUCAUAACAAGAAACUGAUUUCCAGUAUCUUUUCCAUGCUUUUAAGCAGGAUCUCGCGUUACUUUCUGAAAAUUUUUUGGUCUCUUUUUAGUUUUUAGCGUUUAUUUUUUCUCUGCAAAUUAGGUUUCCUGUCCAUCUGUUCUUCCUUCUUCUCUUUGAUCAGGUUUCAGUUACUCAUCCUACUAAAGUUUCAAUUUUUUUUAAGAAUUCCGUAUUUGAAUUUCGUUUCCUGUCUAGGGUUUUAGGGUUUAUGGUUUGAAAAAAUCGACUAUGGAAACGUACGGUACAGUUACUGGUAGCGACGGCGGUGGCGGUGGUACUACUGGUGUUGUACAUAACAACAACAUGAACUUAUCUUUCACCAAUGCCGAUGGCGCGGCGGUGUACAAGCCCGUGAUUCCGCCGUCCUCCGCUCCGGCGACGCCUACACAGGCCUACCAAGCCGGUGGCAGUGGCAACGGCUCUGCUGUGGCGGCGACCGCCCCCACGGCGGGAGAACAGACCAAGCGGAAACGAGGGAGGCCUAGGAAGUACCCUGUUGAUGGUACCGUGACUCCACGCUUGGCACCACCUCCACAGCCACGGGCAGAGGCAGCGUUGUUGUCUCCUGCUCCGUUGGCAGCCGUUGCUCCUACGUCAGGUCCCGGGAAGAAGGCAAGGGGCAGGCCACGUGGUUCUGGGAAUAAAAUUAAACAGCAUGGGAAUAGACAGCAUGUUGCUCCUCUGGUUAGCCAGGGUGCAGGGUGGUCACCAGGGGUUGGGUUUAUGCCACAUGUCAUCACAAUUGCAGCUGGAGAGGAUGUGUCUUCCAAAAUAAUGUCAUUUUCUCAAAGUGGCUCACAAGCUAUCAGCAUUCUUUCAGCCAAUGGUACCAUAUCUAAUGUAACGCUCCGUCAAGCAGCAACAUUGGGUGGAAGUGUAACGUAUGAGGGACGCUUUGAGAUCCUCUCUCUUUCUGGUUCAUAUAUGGUCUCAGAAAGUGGUGGUCAGCGCAGCAGAACUGGUGGAUUAAGUGUACUGUUGGCUGGUCCAGAUGGUCGCGUCUUAGGUGGUGGUGUGGCAGGGCUUCUUACUGCAGCUGCUCCAGUGCAGGUGGUUAUAGGUUGUUUUCUUCCAGGUCAGGAGUUAAAACCACCAAUCCAAGCAGAGCCUUUAGCUGCCGCUCCACCAAGGCUCAACCAUGGAGCAUCAGCCGCUGGAAGCCCAGCAUCUCGCGGGACCCUGAGUGAGUCUUCUGGUGGCGGGCCUGGAAGCCCUCUUAAUCAGAGUACCGGAGCUUACAAUAAUAACAAUGCACAAAGCAUGACUGCGUUCUCUUGGAAAUAGACCAGCGACUGUUCAAAAAGUGGCUUUCGCCCCCUGAACGCAUGAUUCAUCCUAGUGUUACAUAGUUGUGUAACUUAUGGCUGGCCUUUGUGUUAGCAUACUUUGCUACAUUGUUAUGUAGAAACCAAUUUCUUCCUUUCCCCUUCCGGGUGACCCCGAGCUACUACAUAACAGUAGUUAGAUUGUGUUUUUAGAUCAGUUUAGUAAGGUUGAGUUAGUUAUAUAUUUCAAUUGGACAUCGCUUUGUGGUCAUGUCAAUCCUGGAAUUCUAGUGGUUGUUCCCUGUUGUCGAAAUUGUGACUGGUGUUUUGAGUUA